GCGGCGCGCCCCCCCGGAAGCGCGCGCGGCGGCGGUGGCGGCCAUGAGCAAGAGGAACCAGGUGUCCUACGUGCGGCCGGCCGAGCCCGCCUUCCUCAGCCGCUUCAAGCGGCAGGUCGGGUAUCGGGAGGGCCCCACGGUGGACACCAAGAGAGAGCAGCUUCCACUUGCCGAUGAUGACAGCGACAACGGCAGUGACAAGGAAGAUGAGCAGCCUCAAGUGGUGACACUGAAAAAAGGGGACUUGACUGCAGAAGAAGCUAUGAAAAUUAAACAGCAAAUCAAAGAGGCCUUAAAGUCAAAAGAAUCAGAUGAUGAACCAGAAUCUGCUGAUGGAAAAAUUAUGUUCAGGAAACCAGCCAAACGUUCAUCAGAGAAGUGUUUGGACUUCAAUGUAAGUUCAAGUAAGAAGAUGAAGGAAGCAAAGAAAACCAAGGGGGAAGCAUCUACUUCUCAGAGUACAGCUAAGCAAGUAAAAAACAGCAGUCUUCUGUCAUUUGAUGAUGAGGAAAAUGAUGAUUAGGGUUGUAUUUUUUUUAUGCUUAACUUGCCCGUCUAGAGACCUGGAUAAUAUUGAGGGCUUUCAUGGGAAUAGAAGCAUGGUGUCUGAGUCUUCUCUUACUUUGCUAUAGUCCAACUAGAGAAAUAAUGUAUAAAAUUAGCAUGAACUAAGUCUUUGCAGUUAGUUGGAACUGUAUGUCAUGUCUUAAUUUUAAAGGAGAAUUUAACCAUGUAUGUAAAAGCUAUUUGAGGUCACAAAUGAGUAGCAAAUUAUACCUGUAUAUAUUUAGCUUACAAAUUUUCAGUCAAUUUUAAAAUGCCCUCCAUUACUAAAAUGUAUUUUGUCUAUAUUGAAUAGCCUUAGUUGAUAGUUUUGGUUUCUACCUGUUAUUAUUGACAUGCAAAAGGGAGACACUUCAUUGAUGUUAAACAGAGACUGAAGGUUUCUGUCUCACAGCUUAACAAAAGUUUGCACAACCUUUGCAUUUGUGAUUUGCAAGAUUAGCUCUUGCAGAGCCUUGUAGUAAAGGAGGCUGCAUUUGCUCAAUUUGUGUAGUCUUGAUCCUGCCAUUGGUGAAUGCAGUCUAAGAAACAUCAAAUUCAUUUGAAUUGGUUAUAAUAGCAAGGUAUAAAGAUUUUGAUUCUAGUUGAUGGUAUCAACUAAUGCAAAAGAAGCCUGUGCACUUUGGUUUUGACACUGAUGGGCUCAGUGGUUUGAUGGUGUUUUGGGUUUUUUUCUUAAAGUAUAUUUGUUCCAGUUAACUACUUAUAUGUUCAUAAUUAUUUGGGAUCUCAGACAGCUUGUUUAAAAACUGUAUUUCAUCUUUAAGCUGUGGAAAAGCAUUAAUUUAGUAUUCUUCAAGUAGGGGGGAAGUUGUAAACAGGGAAUUUAAGCCAAGAAGCACUAUAGCUGUGUGUAUCUUGGUUUAAGACAAUUCCUGGGGCAGACACUCCAAAAUGUGUUACUGCCCCUUUUAGCUUUAACUGCUUCCCUUUCACUGAUGAGCAGAGAUGAAAGCAAGAACAUAUAAGUGAAAAAAAAAAAGUUUACUAAAAAAUGAAACGGCAGCAGGCAGGAUAACAGUAAUCAUCACCAGAUACAAAGGUGCUGAAUCCCAUGGACUGCUUGGGAACAAAGAAGACAAGAUGGCAGAGAAACCCCUCCCCAGAAAUGUUGGCCUCCAUAGAAGACCACGUGGUCAGGGUAAAAGGCAAGCUGGUGCAGAAGCCCCUUCUCCUAACCAUGUAUUGGAGAAAGAACAAAGGGAAAAAAACCCACCACAGCAUCUGUGAUUAUGAAAGUCCCUCUUCUCCAAACAACAACCAAUGAGGAACAAGGACAAAACAAAAAGUCACCUGGACUCCAAAACCAGUCAAAUGCUGCUGAUCCGUUUGCUGCACAUCACCAGACAAGGUCUCUCUCCUGGCAGCAGAGGAGCUCCAUCAACAGUGGCAGCUGGAACUGGUCAGUGGCUGGAACUCCUGGGGGGACUUGGCCUCCUCCUCAGCAGAAGAUGACAGGCACAGGCCUGGGGCAGCCCAGGCUCCACACCCUCCCCACUGCCCCUGAGUGCUGCUGGGGGGCUGGAGUGACCCUAUGGAGCAGGGGCUGUUCUGGUUUUCCCACUGUGGUGCCAUGGCUGGCCAGCCCAGGUGACAGCAAUGAAAAAGGAAGGAAAAAAGGUCACAAGAGAAAGAGAAAGUCUUCCCUGGCCCAGAGACCAAAACCAAGGGGAGCUUCUGCCUUGUGCUGCCUCAGCUUCUCAGUAACUAGCAGGAACAAAAGAGAGGCCUGUGUGAGUGUUGUCUCAUUUUAAAGGGAUCCUGGCAUCUUCUGCUUCCAUGAACCUGUGGCAAGACCCUCUGAUGAUUCUGCUUCUGACCCCCAGGUCUUAAAGGGAGAGUAAAAAUCUUGGGCAGAGGGGGGGAGAAAGAGUCCAUUUCAGCAUUUUUCUGUAACAGAACAGAAUUGACACUGAAAGCUGAUGGGAUUUUGGAGAACAAGAUGGUAGGAAUGUCACUUGUGACUUUGAAAUUAUUUGGAUGUAUGGUGUGUUUGUAACCAUAUGAAAUCAGUUCUGCUGUGUGACAGGACAUUUGAAAUUAUUUGGCCAUUAAAGCUUCAUCGAGGAGCAUAUUUCAAGUUGCUGUGUGAAACAGCUGGUUUUAGUUUCAUCUGGUAGUAAACAAUAAAUUAUGUUUUCUUUUAAGUGGUCCAAAGAUAUUUUAAUAAAAAUUUCAGGACAUGAAA
Melospiza melodia melodia is the source of this 2752-nucleotide messenger RNA. RefSeq names its product KIAA1143 ortholog. Bases 44 to 523 code for a protein of 159 amino acids. The transcript has 3 exons. Lineage: Eukaryota; Metazoa; Chordata; Aves; Passeriformes; Passerellidae. The record is from RefSeq and is a predicted model, not a curated record.